Molecule: messenger RNA, 581 nt
Organism: Prorocentrum cordatum
Lineage: Eukaryota; Dinophyceae; Prorocentrales; Prorocentraceae
Source: the annotation of a GenBank genome assembly
GUGCACGCACUGCUUGGUACGACACGGUCGACAGCGACGACGUUGACGACAGUGAGCGCUGUGGGGAGUGCGGCGAGUGCGGCCUGGACAUGUGGUACAACGUCGAGAACGGCGACAACGACAAGGAGGUGCUGGAGUGCGCAGUUGGCGACUGUGUAAAGGCGCCUGUUGACAUCGAGUACAACGUAGCCGUCUCGAACUCGUUCGGCAUCCUGGACGAGGAGACGGUGUGCGAGAUCGCAGGGCAGAAGGAUCGCGGGCCGAAUCCCACGGGCUCUGAUGUCGGGAAGAAGCGGAAGCAGAAGGGCAAGCAGGCCGCCGAGGAGGACGUGUUCGAGGAUAUGUUCGAUAGCGAGGUUCAGGCGACGAUCGCGGGUGACGGCAAGGAGACGGGCUGCUCGGACGACGUCGUCCAGGAGACGAUCGACGGUGACGGCGAGGUGAAGUCCGAGAUCACAGUGAAGGCUUUGGCCCUAGAGCAAAUCGCGCGCUGCCAGGAGCCAGGCGCGCGCGAACUUUUGGGACCCGAAGUGAUCGAGUUCAUCGACUCGGUGCCCGAGGUGCUGGCUGGCGCCAUGGGG